Molecule: messenger RNA, 1782 nt
Organism: Carassius auratus (goldfish)
Lineage: Eukaryota; Metazoa; Chordata; Actinopteri; Cypriniformes; Cyprinidae
Product: vimentin-like
Exons: 3
Coding region: 65-1204 (379 amino acids)
Biological process (GO): intermediate filament organization
Cellular component (GO): cytoplasm; intermediate filament
Molecular function (GO): structural constituent of cytoskeleton
Source: RefSeq, a predicted model, not a curated record
CUGACCGGCCCAUAUAAACCCGGCGAGCGUCUCCCAGAGCCAAAGCUUCCUCCGAGUCUGAAUCAUGAGAGGUUCGUCGUACUCACAGAAGAGCCUGAGCGUCAGUGGCUCCAGCAGGAUGAGGGUCCAGAGCCCGUCUCCGUCCCGGUGCCGCGGACGCUCCGGAGUCCAGGCCCAGCCGGUGGAAGUGGCCACCGAGAUCCACCAGCUCCACGCCGACGAGAAGCAGGAGAUGCAGGAGCUGAACGUGCGCUUCGCCGGAUACAUCCAGAAGGUCCAGGCGCUGGAGCAGAGGAACAGCGCUCUGAGAGCCGAGCUGGAGAGCCUUCAGGGACGCUUCAAGGGAGGACCCUCCGGCCUCGGAGACGAGUACCAGCUCAAGUUUAAAGAGAUGAGGGACCUGAUCGAAGCCCUGACCGCUGAGAAGGGAGCGGCUGACAUCGAGAGAGGAUACAUCCAGGAGGAGCUGGAGGUCUGGAGACUCAAGCUGGACGAGGAGAUGGCCAUCAAAGAGGAGGCGGAGAUGAUCCUCCGUGAGUUCCGUCAGGACGUGGAUAACGCGACGCUGCAGAAGGCAGACCUGGAGAAGCGCAUUGAGCAGCUGGUGGACGAGAUCGAGUUCCUGAAGAAGCUCCACGACGAGGAAGUGUCGGACCUCCUCAAGCAGAUCGAGGAGUCCAAGGUGACGGUGGAGCUGGACUCCGACAGACCGGAUCUGGCCGCUUACCUGCGCAACAUGCGCUCCGAGAUCGAGUCUGUGGCCGCUCGCAACGUCCAGGAGGCAGAGAAGUGGUACAAGGGCAAAUUCGACACUCUGAAGGAUCAAGCCAGCAAACACGAGGACAAGAUGAAGAGCAUGAAGGAGGAGAUCAGCGUCUUCCACAACCAGGUGACGGAUCUGCAGAACCAGAUCGACGGGCUGAGGGCGAGGAACGGGGCGCUGGAGCAGCAGCUGGAGGACAUGGAGGAGGCACACCUGGACAAGACGGCCGGUCUGGAGGACAUCAUCGUCCAGCUGGAGAGCCAGCUGUGCCAGACCAAGCUGGAGAUGGGGAAAUACAUGGCUGACUACCAGGAGCUGCUCCACAUCAAGCUGAAGCUGGACGCUGAGAUCGCCACCUACAGGAAGCUUCUGGAAGCAGAGGAGAAGCGGCUCGGGAUCUCCGUCGCAGAAGCGCUGACAGAAGAGAGAAGCGUACAGUAGACACACACACACACACGGCCUGAAGAUCAGCCUCCUCAGACUCACACACUCAAUAAAGCUGGAGAUGAAUGCACACCGGUGUCUGCUGUGUUCUGCUUCUAAUGAAACGCUUCAGUGAUGUUAGAACGAACGCUUUAUUCCUGAGUUUCUGCACUGAUUGGUUCCUUACUAAUGUUCAUUUGGAUGAAAAGUAAACUUGAGCUGAAAUGACACUGUUGUGUUCUGUAGAGUUGAUUUACAACGGAAACUGUCAUAAUUCAUAAUUAUCAUAAUUCAUGAACAGAGUUAUUAAACUGCACUGUUUUUGUCUCAUCGUCUCCAGUACAGAUAUAUAUAAAAAUGUAAUUAAGAUACAUUUACUUUAGAAGCAAGGUGACAUUAGAUAUCAAGAAAAACUUGUAAUGAGAUUAAGGUUAAAGCAAGAACAAAUAUCGCCAAUCAGUCAGAAAGUCAUUUGUUUUCCCUUUUGAUUAAUCAGAUUUUUCUGAGCCCAUUGGAUGAUAUUUGUUCUUGUUUUAAACUCACUUCAUUUUGACAUUUCUUAAUAUCUCCUGUCAUUUUGCAUGCACACUAAAGUU